AUGGACAUCAACAGCAUCGCCGGGAAACUAGGGCUGGUAGGAUCAAAGCAGGUCAUCCGCAAGGCGGAGGAGCUACGCAGGCAGGCUGACGUCCAGUUCGACUCCUCCGUGAUGGGGAUUGUGAGGACCUUGUCUGGAUUUCGCUCUCCUCUUUGCCCUUCGCCGAUAUCCGCCUUGAUUCUAACUUACCCGUGGCUGAAUCUUUUUCCCUUUGACAGGGGGAGGUGUGCAAGGCGAUCAUCUGCCUGGAGAUCGCCGCUACUAGGUGAUUCAUAUAAAAAACAACUCAUAGAUUUGGAUGAAUUAGCGGUGUCUAGACCCUUGUGCUAUUUUUUACGGAAAAGGAUUAUACCUUUGGAAGAAUAAACCACGUCCAAAUCCCCUGUGCUAUUUUUGACCUAAAAGAACACCCAUUUGGAUGAAUGAACCAUGUCUAAAUUAUUUCUCUUUGUGUCCGUCCAACAGGUUGCAAGUGCUGUUUGACAGACAGGCCGCGGUUAAGAUGUGCGGUAUGUCGGAGAAAGCCUACAUAAGGUCGUUCAACGGGAUUCAGAACAGCAUCGGCAUCAAGUGGGUCUUAUUUUCUCUUUUCCCUUCACCUCCUUUCGAUUGUUGUUGACUUCGUCUGCUUGGAUGUUAGAGUAUUCUUACGUUCCUUUUGGUGGACAUAGGGCGAGACUCGAUGCCCGUGAAUUAGGGAUCCAAUUCGGCUGCGUGAGGCUUAUCCCUUUCGUCCAGAAGGGUUUAUCGCUGUAAGGUUUCACAUAGCCCUUAUCAGGAGAAUAUCUAUUGCCGUUUUGAUGCUAUACGGCCACUUCCUUUUCAAACGUUCCGAGACUUUUUAAGGCACCAAAUGCAUCACACUCCUUUAGAUGCUCAGUAAUAUUAACCUAAAGGAUUCUGGAAGAAGAGUCAACAGUUGUUCAAACUGCUCCUGCUUCAUGCAUGGCCUUCUGUGCAGAGAUACGCACCACUUUUGUUUCGGGGAGGAUCCCCUUUUACAUGUGGGCAACUUCAUGAUUUGUGCCCGUGUCAGGCAUUGAUUCUGUGCAUUACUGUUGUUAUUAUCACACUAUUGUUAUCUUUUGUAAAUUUGGAAUCAGAUGAUGUUCCGUCUCCUCUGGCGAACUUGCAGACCUCGUUCUAAACUCUAAACAUUCUGAGGAAAACACCAGGAAUGGCUUAGGUGUUUCUUUUUGUAAAAUAACUGCCACUUAUCAGUUAUUCUCGCGUCGCCAAUUAUUGUUCAUAGUUUUUUUUGUAUUUUUACAUUUUUUUUAAUGCAAGCAUUGAACUUUCAGAUACAAGACCAGGUUUCUGACAGCACUCCCACCUUCUCGCCGUGCAAACACUGACUUCAGUCGACCAGUAUUCACAGCUGUUGCGUUCUAUCUUUGUGCUAAAAAACACAAGGUGAUCUCAAUGCCUCUUCCUAAUACGCACGGAAAUACAUAUUUCCAUUGGUGCCUCAUGUUGUGGUUCCUGUUAGUAAACGCUCGCUUCUUUUAACAGCUAAAGGUGGAUAAGGUGAAGCUGAUUGAGCUUUGUGCUACCACUGAGUCAGAGUUUACCAGUGUAAGUGAGCGUCUCUUGAUUUCUGUAAGGUCCCUUUAAUGAUCAUAUAAAUUCGCUUUGGUAUCUCUGAAGCGGUAACUUUAUCUCCAGGUAUCCACUUCCAUGAAAGAUCUCUGUUUCGAUGUCUUUGGGAUCUCGAAGGAAAAAGCAGAUCCGAAGGCUGUCAGGGGCAACAGAGGUAGCCUUUCAGUUGACUAAUGGCACAGCACAGCCUCCACAAUCAGCCGUUCUUCAGAUUUCACUUCCUGUAGUUUCCUCAAUUCGUCAAUUGAAGUUCCCUUACCGCGCAUCUCUUAUCGCACAUCAGUCACAUCAUCCUGAAUAUUUGAUGCACAUAUCCCCCACUGAGCGUAUUAUUUGAAGCAGCAGAUGGUUGUAUUCUUAAAACUGAAUUUCCGUACGUGUUUUUCUGAAUCCUGGCAAACGCAUGAACAGAACUAUUAGAUGCUCUGCCCGCGAAGAGGAGACAUGAAGAUGACGGUGAUGUGUCGGACUCUUCUGAGGAUGUUGAUGACGAACUCGCGGUAAGUUUCUAUCUUACGUUUGCCUUUGUGUUUCGUUUUGGAGAAAAUCAUGUCCUAUUUCAAGCCUCUUUCACCCUCUUCUUCUGUCGCAAGUUCAAUUCAUCACUCCCAAGCUCGGAAGAUAAUGGGAAUCCUGAAUUUGGGGUAGUUCAAACUUGUUCCCUUCAACCCCAGAUGGGGAGUUGAAGAAGACUAGAAUGCUGACCCACCCUUCAAUCCCAUCGGGAUUCCAUCGGGUAGAGCGGCACUUGUUCUCGUAAAACAAUACUGCAGACUGUAGGAAAGUGGUGGGACGAUGCUUCAUUUAUUCAUUGCCAUUUGCUGGUAUUGUUCUGAGAAAAAUGGGGCCUCUUGCUGGAUCACUGGCAAUGGGGAUGGAAUGGGAUGGAAUGGAAUGGAAUGGCCGGAAAGAGAUUGAUCAGUAGCUGCUUCGGUCAAAUUUCUGUUUCCAUCAGAUUCGUCAAUAAUAGCCGUAGGAAUAGCUGGAAAUGAUGCAAAUCAGUGGCUGAACCAAAUCUUGCGUGCCAGAACCAAUGGGAAAUCAUUGAGGCCUUUUUCCUUUUUAUGAGCUUUUUUGACGGUGUUGAUCCUUGUAAAGAGAUGGACGAUUACUCCAGCAUGCCAUCGUAAGGACUUUUCUCUUGACAGCUGCCCGCCUACAAGCGGCACAAGAAGAUGGAGAGGAUGGCAUACGAGGAAUGGAAGUCUACCGUCAUCUCCUCCAACAAGGAGGGCCAACCGGAAGGUGGGCCUUCUUCAUUUUCCUUCUCAGGCGCACAACACCCACAACGGCACUCACUAAAACACUUGCUCUCUCUCUCUCUCUUUCUCUUCCCUGCAGAUGCUUCUACUGGGAGGAAGAAGCAAUCUCGGCUCAACUUCACCCGUAAACCCUCUCGUGCGGUCCCCUCCGAAGCUUAA
This is a messenger RNA of Spirodela intermedia, 3020 nucleotides long. Lineage: Eukaryota; Viridiplantae; Streptophyta; Magnoliopsida; Alismatales; Araceae. The record is from the annotation of a GenBank genome assembly.